This is a messenger RNA of Dama dama (fallow deer), 1471 nucleotides long. It is a transcript of the gene CMSS1, whose product is annotated as cms1 ribosomal small subunit homolog. Lineage: Eukaryota; Metazoa; Chordata; Mammalia; Artiodactyla; Cervidae. Bases 278 to 1261 code for a protein of 327 amino acids. The record is from RefSeq and is a predicted model, not a curated record. Gene Ontology annotation, cellular component: nucleus; 90S preribosome. The transcript has 12 exons.
CAGGUUCCUCUGUCCAUGGACUUCUCCAGGGGUUUAUUUUAAGUCUUCCAACUGAUCCUGCUCAUCCACACGGGUGUAGAAACUGCGACGAGUUGGACUCGGCGGCCGGGGAGGCGGGGCCGAUGUUAUGACGUCAUCGCCACGGGGCGGAGGCGACCGUGUCUGAGGAGAGGCUCCGCGUGCUGCAACGCCCGCUACCCGGCUCUGAGGGCAGCGCGAAUCCCGGCUAGCGCCUGCUCGUCCCUGGUGGUCCGUCCCGGCCGAGUCCCGCGUGGAGAUGGCAGACGACCUUGGAGACGAGUGGUGGGAGAACCAGCCGGCAGGAGCAGCCAGCAGCCCAGUUCUCCAUUAUUCAACUCAAGAGCAUCUGCCUACAAUGCAGGAGACCCGGGUUCAAUCCCUGGGUCGGGAAGAUCUCCUGGAGAAGGAAAUGGCAACCCACUCCAGUAUUCUUGCCUGGAAAAUCCUAUGGAUGGAAGAAUCUGGAGCAUCAGAUGAUGAAGGGGGAGGAGACACAGAAAUGGCGCAGCAGGACACAGCUCCAGGUCCUGCCCUGUCCAAGAAAAUCAAACCGCCUAAAGAAUGUUUCUUGAUACAACCGAAGGAAACAAAUGAAGAUGCCGCCAAGACCAGGAAGAGGAAAAAGAAGAAAAUUACUGAUAUUCUUGCAAAAUCAGAGCCAAAACCAGGGACACCUGAAGACCUCCAGCAGCUGAUGAAGGACUAUUACAGCACCAGUCGCUCCGUGAUUGAACUAGAAGAACUAGCCCUCCCAGACUCCUGCUUCCUCAAGGCCAAUGAUUUAACUCACAGUCUUUCAUCAUAUCUAAAAGAAGUCUGCCCCAAAUGGGUGAAACUUCGGAAAAACCACAAUGAGAAGAAAUCAGUCCUAAUGCUGAUUAUCUGUGGCUCUGCCAUCCGAGCUCUGGAGCUCAUUAGGUCAAUGACCGCAUUCAAAGGAGACAGCAAAGUUAUGAAAUUAUUUGCCAAACACAUAAAGGUCCAGGAGCAGGUAAAAUUGCUGGAGAAGCGUGUAGUACACCUGGGUGUAGGAACCCCAGGGAGGAUUAAAGAACUCAUCAAACAAGGUGGCCUUCAUUUGAACCCCUUAAAGUUUCUGAUUUUUGACUGGAACUGGAGAGAUCAGAAGUUGAGAAGGAUGAUGGACAUUCCCGAGAUAAGAAAGGAGGUUUUUGAACUUCUGGAAAUGGGACUUCUCAGUCUGUGCAAGACAGAAUCUUUGAAGCUGGGCCUUUUCUAAAUCUGGAUCCUAAUGAAAAGUCCUGUUUUCCUGGUGGGAUUUAUAUGGCCCUGGCCCAUUGUAAGCACUUGGUAAAUACCAGCUAUUGUUUAUUAAGUUGACUGUAUCACCAGAUGGCUCACUAGGAAUCUUAGGUGGGGAGUCUUUUACAAAUGAAUGUGUCCUUUGCCAAAUCCCUUGUGUAAUAAAGCAUCACUGGCUUGUGUGUGA